Molecule: messenger RNA, 3694 nt
Organism: Teleopsis dalmanni
Lineage: Eukaryota; Metazoa; Arthropoda; Insecta; Diptera; Diopsidae
Product: protein lin-54 homolog
Exons: 5
Coding region: 241-3495 (1084 amino acids)
Biological process (GO): regulation of DNA-templated transcription
Cellular component (GO): nucleus
Source: RefSeq, a predicted model, not a curated record
AGGUGAAACUUUAUCUUUUUAAAACUUAAAGAGAACUAGUGGCGAAAAAAGUUUAUUUUUUAUCGCAAUCAACAUUGAAAGUGGUAUAGCUUAUUCAACUGAUUCGCUGACUGUAGCACGGGUUGAAUCUUUUAUCCGCGUUGUGGUUCUAUACUUUUAAAUAAUUUUAAUCAAAAGUUGUUUAUGGAUUCGAUUAUUAUAUGUGCAAUUAAUUUAAAAUAAAAUCAAUAAAAAGUUACAAUGGACACUAACGCAGCCCCAGAUAAUUUAAAUGAUACACCCAUUCUACCUGAAAUUAGCUUUGAGGAUUUGCUUGAGGAAUCGCCAAUAAAGAAAAUUCCUGAUAACCAAUUGGAUAGUCCAAUAGAGGAAAGUAAAAAGCUCCCAGGAGAUGAUUCUUUACACACUCCGGGCUCUAAGAAGUCAAUACCACAAAUCAAAAAUCAAAGACAGUCAAAAGAUGUAAUACGGCAUGAAAAAAUCGUACCCAUAACAACACAAGCGGAUGACAUAUUAAUUACACCAGAUAAACCAAAAAUUGAUAAAGUUGAGACCAGUAAAGUAAUAACAACAAUUAUAAACACCACACAUACAACAACUACAGCCAAAUUCGUUAAAUCAAUUGUAAGCUUGAAUAGUGGUAAUAGAUUAACGUCGACAAACAAAACCAUUACAGGAAAUUCUGCAAUCAAACUAGCAACUGUUCCAAGCAAUAAGAUAACCAAUUCCCCAAUAUUACUUAAUGCUAAAAAUAUUCUACCGAAAAGUACGACUGCAACUACAAAUCAUAUUAUAAAGAUAUCUCCAAAAGCAUUGGGAUCGUCCACGCCUCUUACAUUACCUGUUGGAAAAACUGCUGUCAAAACAGCGAAUGGGCAAAUACUUUAUAUACAAAAAACUUCGGGCAUACGUCUACAAACACCGACUUCAACUGUUAAGUUAGCGAAAGCUGCAACUUUAACAGUAUCGACAACUGUAACAACUUCAACAACAUCGACAGCGACACCAGUAACAUCAUUAAAUAGAACAGGUUCAACACCUUCACAGAAGACGCAAAUUUCACUACCAAAUACGAUAUCUAAGGCAACUCCAACCGUCACAACUACCAAUAGUACAACACCAUCGAACAACACACCUAGUAAAACCUUUUCCAUACAAGUAGUGCGUACGUCAUCUGGAAAGUUUUUACCUGUUAAAUCAUCAAUUCCAACUUUAACAACAGUGACAAGUACGACGAGCUCCAAUUCGAUAUUGAAGAAAAACCCUAUAUCUUUAAACACAUCUAUUGCGACAAAACUGGGGACAAGUAAAGUUAUCCCUACGUCAUCUGGUCAGAUGAUUAUUAAAACUCCAUUGAAAAACGCCAUUUCUGUUUCGUCAAACACGACAACCGGCGUUACAACCACUUCAAAUGAAGGUACAAAAAUAGUUAAAAUUGAAAAGCAACCAAAUACUAGUGGAGCAGUUACUCCUAUAAGCAAUGUAACUGCUUUUAAAAUGAAGAAUGCACCAAUGACAAGUACAGCUGGAAAAAUAUUGGUAAAUAGUGCUACAGGCAAACAAAUAAUGGUGUCUAGUCAAAAUUUAAUAAAAUUGUCACCGAAAAUGGUAACAAGUGUGGGUGGACAGGGCAAAGCGGCAACAAUAAUUAACUUGAACAAUUUAAAAACAUUACAAUUACCUACUAAAAUAACACGUGUUUUGCCUUUAUCAACUGCGAGUGUUAAUGGAACUACAACAAUCAACACAGCUACCACAUCAAGUGGUAAUAUAAUAGCAACACCUCCAGCCGCAACAAUUGUAGCAACGACGGCAGUAACAAUUGCUACAACAACUACAACAAUAACAACUUCUACAGUUGGUGAUAAACUAGUUUCUAGCAGUUCUAACACUAGUAGUACUUCGGCUGCAUUGAGUACUAAAACAACAAUGGCCAGCACCACGGCACCUACAAUAAAAAUUUUGAACUCUUUACCUCAGAAGUUUACUGUUCUACGUCCCAAUACAACAAAAUUUUUUGUAACGCAAACAUCUAAAAAAUCUGGCGUACUACCAGUAGCAAUUUCAGCUUCAGGUCUGGGAAUGAAAUCACUUAUACAAAAUAAUGCAUUGGAAAGAAAAGUGGCUAAUACAUCGAUGGUAUUAAAUAAACAGUUUCAUUCAUAUACACCGGUUGGUGGUGAUAACCUCAGCCUUUUGCGUAAAAACAAAAUAUCUCAAAUUAAUUCGGAAAUACAUAAGAUAACUUCUUCAGUGAAUGAGAAAAAUCAACCGGAAAUCAAGACAAUUGCGAGCGGUAAACAUAUAGUUAUAAUGCCGCGCCCCUUAAUGCGACCAGGAACUUCGGGAAUACAACGUCAUGGAUAUAUACAACGUGUAGGAGUGCUAAGCGCUGAUAGUUCACCGAGUCAAGUACAGAAAAAAAAACUUUUCAGUGUUUUGAAAAACAAUGCUCAGCAUUCCGAUGUUAAAUCUUUGAUAAUUUGCGGGCAGGCCAAAGCGAUAAUGGCACAACAGCAACAGCAUAAAGCUUUACCUAUUAAAGAUUCUGAGUUAGUACAGUCCAAGAAACUAAUGCAAUUUGUUAAAGUAAAAAAGGAAGAAUUGGAACCAGAAGAACAUCAACUACAGCAACAUAAAGUGGAAGAUGCGGACAAGCAUAACAUAUUAUCUCAUAGUAAGUUGCCAACACUUAAAAUAAAACAGGAAAUAAAGGAAGAUGCAGAUGUAAAGCCAUUUUUAGAAGAUAAUGGGGUAGUGAGACGCAAGCAUUGUAACUGCAGCAAGUCGCAAUGUUUAAAAUUAUAUUGCGAUUGCUUUGCAAAUGGAGAAUUCUGCCAAGAUUGUACUUGCAAAGAUUGCUUUAAUAACCUUCAGUAUCAGGACGAACGACAGCGAGCUAUUAAAAGUUGCUUAGAACGCAACCCAAGUGCUUUUAAACCAAAAAUAACCUCAUCACGAGACCAAAGCGACACUCGUUUACAUAAUAAAGGUUGCAAUUGUAAACGAUCGGGAUGUUUGAAGAACUACUGUGAAUGUUAUGAGGCAAAAAUUUCAUGUUCAUCUAACUGCAAAUGUGUGGGUUGUCGUAAUAUUGAAGAGCGGCCUGAUUUAGAUAUGGACCCUAUUGAUACGAAGUUGCUUCAAAAAAUUAACGAAACUCAUAAUCAAAUUUCUGGUCGAAAACGCAUACAUGAUGAUCAAGAUAAAAAGGAUGCUAAAAGAGAUAGAAGAUAUGGUGUCGAACUUGAUUCAGGGAGCAAUAGCAACAGCUGUGACGGUUUACCUCCAAUUAAACAACAAUGUAAUAUCAUUACACAAGAAGUUGUUGACGCAACCAUACAAUGUAUGCUAUCACAGGCUGAUGAAAGCAUCAAAAACGGCAUGACAGAUACUGUAACAGAACGUUUGAUUAUGGAAGAAAUGGGCCGAUGUCUUGUUGAGAUUAUUGACUUCUCAAUACGCAAUAACGAUUCCAGUUAUAUGCAGGAAUAAGCUGUUGUUUUGAUGAAUACCCGUUGGAACAAUAUGGUACUCGUAAGAGGACUGCGCAUCAAAUAUUAGGUGGCAAGUUCGAAAUAUUUCGUACGGUGGACAAAAUUUCGUUGUGCUAAUGAGAGUAAGGAAUUUCCCAUCCAAGAAACAACAAUAAUUUGAUACCGAAUCAAACUGUUAAUAUUAUUAAAUGCAUGCG